GACAGUCAGCGACUGUGUAGCCUUUCUGCUUCUGAUAUUGAAAGAUACAAAAGUCAUGUUGAUGCUUACAUGAAGACAACAAAUGCAUGGACUAUUACUGAACAUCUCUGCAAAACAAGUUCAGAUGGAUUCUCAAAUACAAUAAAGUGGAACUCUGAAAGUACCAAUGGCUCUGUGUGGCUACUACUCCCUGAUGAGAUAUGGAUCUCCAUACUUUCCAACCUGUCUCACAAAGACCUCUCAAAUGCUGCUCAAGUAUGUCAGAGAUUUCGAUAUAUCGCAAACGACAACAGCUUAUGGAAGCUUAUCAACAUUACAAAUUGCCAUUCUUUGAAUAAUGACUGCUUGGCGAAUAUAGGCCUCCAUCAACCAGAGUCCUUGACACUGUACCGCUGCCAUGAUGAUGCCCAAAAGAUUACGGAAGGUGGUUUUGAAAAGCUGUUUCAGAACUGCAAGGACUCUCUCACGGAGUUAAAGAUAACAAACUGCAGUGGCCCAAGCUUUGAAGGUGAUACAAUAUUGUUUAAUUCUAGUAAAUACUGCAACAAGCUGACUGCAGUGGACAUUAGCUGGACUUCAGCCAGUGACAAAGGUGUGAUUGCUCUAGUUGACUCAUCUGCUAACUUAAAAUCUCUGUCUGUGAAUGGCUGUAAAAUCACUGACUGUGCAAUUACUUCAUUAGUGAAAAAACAUGCAAAAAGCCUCGUUAAAUUAGAAGUGUUUGGAUGCCAUGCUCUCAGUGCAAGGUGCAUAUGUGCUGUGGCUACUGAAUGCACAUUUCUGGAGAACCUGAACAUUGGUAGGGUACCAAAAAUCACCGAUGCAUGUCUGGCAAAGAUAGCGUCCAACCUUCACAAACUGACAACACUUAAUGUGACCGGUCUAAAUGUGGUAAGAGAUCGCCCAGUGCACUAUAUUGUAAAACAAUGUCCAAAGCUUGAGAACCUGACGCUGAGCUCAUGUUGUCAAGUAACAGAUGUAAGCUUGGUGGAAAUUAGUACUUACCUACAAUCAAUCAAAUAUCUUGAUGUAAGUGGCUGUAAAAAGGUGACAGAUAUAGGAAUCCAAGCACUGGCAAGAAGUUGUCGUCAGAUUUGCUACUUGGAUCUCAGUUCAACAGGGACAGGGAAAAGAGGGGUAUGCUUGCUAGCAAGCUACUGCUAUAACAGCCUAGAAUGUUUGAAGCUGAGUUUCUGUAAGGACGUUACAGCUGAUGCUAUUGAAAAGCUGUGCAAAAACUGUAAAAGUUUAAAAGUCCUCCAUCUGUAUGGCUGCCGAGUAUCUUCAGACCUUGCCAUCAUCAAGAAAUUCAGUGAAAAAUUCAAGAUAUUUCACGAUCUGUCUAUUCCAAAUAAAAAUAUUUUAGGGGAAUAAAGGAUUUUACUUAGGAAAGUCUUUGUGCUAGAUAAACUCAUGCAUGUUUAGUAAUGCAAUAUUAUUUUCUUAAUAAAGGUAUUCAAAACAGUAAA
Spea bombifrons (plains spadefoot toad) is the source of this 1469-nucleotide messenger RNA. Its product is annotated as F-box/LRR-repeat protein 7-like. NCBI's taxonomy places the organism in Eukaryota, Metazoa, Chordata, Amphibia, Anura, Pelobatidae. Gene Ontology annotation, biological process: SCF-dependent proteasomal ubiquitin-dependent protein catabolic process. The coding region runs from base 70 to 1374 and encodes 434 amino acids. The transcript has 11 exons. Gene Ontology annotation, cellular component: SCF ubiquitin ligase complex. Gene Ontology annotation, molecular function: protein binding. The record is from RefSeq and is a predicted model, not a curated record.